This is a messenger RNA of Carlito syrichta (Philippine tarsier), 4841 nucleotides long. It is a transcript of the gene GREB1L, whose product is annotated as growth regulation by estrogen in breast cancer 1 like. Bases 246 to 4721 code for a protein of 1491 amino acids. Gene Ontology annotation, biological process: kidney development; multicellular organism development. The record is from RefSeq and is a predicted model, not a curated record. NCBI's taxonomy places the organism in Eukaryota, Metazoa, Chordata, Mammalia, Primates, Tarsiidae. The transcript is spliced from 27 exons.
CGGUUCUCAGUCCAGCUAAUUCUGCAAUCAAUUUAAGUGGAGCUCAGGACCUGACCCGGAAUAAGAAUGUUGUGAAACCACUGGCUUUAUCUUUGCAGGGUGUAGGGAAGACUUUUACUGCAGAUGCUGCUAAUGGAAACAGUAGCCAUGGUGGGAAGAGCAGUGCAUCCAGCUCCACUCCAGUCCGCCCAGGGAAUUACUCUUUGUCACCAAGACCUAGCUAUGCAUCAGGAGACCAAGCUACCAUGUUCUUUUCCGGGCCACCAAAGAAACGACACCGGGGAUGGUAUCCUGGGUCUCCUGUCCCCCAACCUGGUUUAGUUGUACCUGUUCCCACAGUUCGCCCUGUUUCAAGAACUGAUCCCCUUUUAACUACUCCAGUUCCACAGACCCCACUGACUGGAAUUUUACAACCUCGGCCCAUUCCUGCAGGCGAAACUGUAAUUGUUCCUGAAAACCUGCUGAGUAACUCAGGAGUUAGACCAGUAAUUCUGAUAGGCUAUGGCACUUUACCCUAUUUCUAUGGAAAUGUUGGUGACAUUGUUGUAAGUCCUCUGCUGGUGAAUUGCUACAAGAUUCCACAGCUGGAAAACAAGGAUUUGGAACAAUUAGGGUUGACCGGCAGUCAGCUUCUGAGCGUGGAAAACAUGAUUCUUCUGACGAUACAGUAUCUUGUGCGGCUAGGUCCAGAUCAGAUACCUCUCAGGGAAGAAUUUGAGCAAAUUAUGCUGAAAGCUAUGCAAGAAUUUACUCUGAGAGAGAGAGCCCUGCAGAUAGGUGCUCAGUGUGUACCUGUGUCACCAGGACAACUUCCCUGGCUUGCUAGAUUAAUUGCCAGUGUCUCUCAAGACUUGGUUCAUGUGAUUGUGACCCAAAACUCUUUGGCAGAGGGCAUUUCAGAGACUUUGAGGACACUCAGUGAAAUGAGACACUAUCAAAGGCUACCAGACUAUGUUGUGGCAAUUUGUGCAUCGAAAAUCAGAGGAAAUGAAUUUUGUGUAGUAGUGUUAGGUCAGCAUCAGUCCCGUGCUCUGGCAGAGAGCAUGCUCACUACAAGUGAGUUUUUGAAAGAAAUUAGUUAUGAACUCAUCACAGGAAAGGUCAGUUUCCUGGCAUCACAUUUCAAAACCACGUCAUUAGGUGAUGACCUAGACAAACUGCUAGAAAAAAUGCAACAAAGAAGAGGAGACAGUGUGGUUACCCCUUUCAAUGGAGACCUUACUGAAUGUGUGUCGCCUCAGGAGGCUGCUGCCAUGAUUCCCACGCAAAACCUGGAUUUAGAUAACGAAAUCUUCCAAAUUUAUCAACCGCAGCUAACAGUUGCCAGAAAACUCUUAUCCCAGGUGUGUGCUAUAGCGGACAGUGGUAGCCAGAGCCUAGACCUUGGUCACUUCAGCAAAGUGGACUUCAUCAUCAUAGUCCCAAGAUCAGAGGUUUUGGUCCAGCAAACUCUUCAACGAAUUCGACAAUCAGGUGUCCUUGUAGACUUGGGUCUGGAGGAAAACGGGACAGCUCAUCAGAGAGCAGAGAAAUAUGUUGUUCGUCUAGACAAUGAGAUUCAAACCAAGUUUGAAGUUUUUAUGAGGAGGGUGAAACAGAACCCAUACACACUGUUUGUGCUAGUUCAUGACAACUCCCACGUGGAACUAACGAGUGUCAUUUCCGGCUCUUUGUCCCAUGGUGAACCCAGUCAUGGACUGGCUGAUAGAGUCAUUAAUUGCAGAGAAGUUCUGGAAGCUUUCAACCUCCUGGUGCUCCAGGUUAGCUCCUUCCCAUACACUCUACAGACCCAACAGUCCCGAAUCAGUUCCAACAAUGAAGUUCACUGGAUACAGCUGGACACUAUGGAGGACGUGGGCUGCGAGGAGAAGCUGUACUUCGGCUUGAAUGAGUACAGCAAGUCUCUGCAGUGGGGGAUCACAAGCCCACUUCUGAGAUGUGACGAGACUUUUGAAAAAAUGGUGAACACACUCUUGGAGAGGUACCCCAGACUGCACAGCAUGGUCGUCCGCUGCUACCUGCUCAUCCAGCAGUACUCCGAAGCUCUGAUGGCUCUCACCACCAUGGCAUCCCUCCGAGACCACAGCACACCGGAAACUCUCAGCAUGAUGGAUGACCUCAUCAGCUCCCCAGGAAAGAACAAGAGUGGGAGGGGACACAUGCUCAUCAUCAGGGUGCCCUCGGUGCAGCUAGCAAUGCUGGCCAAGGAGCGGCUGCAGGAGGUGCGCGACAAGCUGGGUCUGCAGUAUCGGUUUGAGAUCAUCCUUGGGAACCCAGCCUCUGAACUCAGUGUGGCGACGCACUUUGUGGCACGAUUAAAGACUUGGAGAGGAAAUGAACCAGAAGAGUGGAUCCCUCGGACAUACCAAGAUUUAGAGGGUCUGCCUUGUAUUGUGAUAUUAACUGGCAAAGAUCCUCUUGGAGAAUCCUUCCCCAGGUCUUUGAAGUACUGUGACCUCCGGCUAAUUGACUCAAGCUAUUUGACACGCACGGCCUUGGAGCAGGAGGUGGGUCUGGCAUGCUGCUAUGUCUCCAAAGAGGUCAUCCGGGGACCCACAGUCGCCCUGGACCUCAGUGGGAAAGAGCAGGAGAGAGCCGCUGUCAGCGAGAAAGACUCCGACGAGCUGCUGAUUGACCUGGAACGGCCCCAGAGCAACAGUAGUGCUGUCACGGGGACCUCAGGUUCCAUCAUGGAGAAUGGAGUGAGCUCUUCCAGCACAGCUGACAAGUCCCAGAAGCAGUCCCUGACCCCCAGCUUCCAGAGCCCAGUCACCAGUGUGGGGCUGGAUGAAGGGGUCUCUGCCGGCAUGGCCGGAGCCGGGGAGACUCUGAAGCAGGAGUGCGACUCCCUGGGCCCCCAGAUGGCCAGCAGUACCACCUCCAAGCCUUCGUCAUCCACCUCGGGACCCAGGACCUUCCCGUGGCCGGGGCAGCCUGUCAGAGGCUGCAGAGGCCUGCAGGCGGCUCUGCCGCCGAUAGUGAUCUUAUCCAAAGCGGCCUACAGCCUCCUGGGCGCCCAGAAGGGUGGCAAGCUGCCAUCCUCCUCGUCCUUGCUGCCCCAUGCUGACGUGGCCUGGGCGAGCUCCCUGCGGCCGCUCCUGCACAGGGACUUGAGCGGCGAGGAGCAGUCCCUCUACUACAGGCAGUGGACCUCGGCCAGGCAGCACCACGCCGACUACAGCAACCAGCCGGACCCGGCCUCCGGCGCGCGGACCUGCCACCCCCGGCGGCUGCUGCUCACUGGGCCCCCCCAGGUGGGAAAGACUGGCUCCUAUUUACAGUUCCUUAGGAUCCUCUUCCGCAUGCUCAUCAGGCUCCUGGAAGUGGAUGUAUUUGACGAGGAGGAGAUCAACACGGAUCACAGCGAGAGCAGUGAAGUAAGCCAGUCAGAGGGAGAGCCCUGGCCCGACAUUGAGAGUUUUGGCAAAAUGCCUUUUGACGUCGGUGUACAUGACCCCAAGUACAGUUUGAUGAGCCUGGUGUAUACGGAGAAGCUGGCGGGAGUCAAACAAGAAGUAAUAAAGGAAUCCAAAAUUGAAGAGCCCAGGAAACGAGAAACCGUGUCCAUAAUGCUGACCAAGUACGCAGCCUACAACACCUUUCACCAUUGUGAGCAGUGCCAUCAGUACAUGGACUUCACCUCCGCCUCCCAGAUGUCUGACUCUACCCUUCAUGCCUUCACAUUCUCUUCCUCUAUGCUGGGAGAAGAGGUUCAGCUCUAUUUCAUCAUCCCCAAAUCCAAAGAGAGUCAUUUUGUCUUCAGCAAGCAGGGCAAACACCUGGAGAGUAUGCGGCUGCCCCUGGUUUCAGACAAGAAUUUGAAUGCAGUGAAGAGUCCUAUUUUCACUCCUUCCAGUGGUCGCCAUGAGCAUGGACUCCUAAACCUUUUCCACGCCAUGGAAGGCAUCAGCCACCUUCACCUUCUGGUGGUCAAAGAAUAUGAGAUGCCGCUGUACCGCAAGUACUGGCCCAACCACAUCAUGCUGGUGCUUCCCGGCAUGUUCAAUAAUGCAGGCGUGGGUGCUGCCAGGUUCCUCAUUAAGGAGCUGUCAUAUCACAACCUAGAACUGGAGAGGAACCGCCUGGAGGAGCUGGGAGUUAAACGCCAGUGUGUCUGGCCUUUCAUCGUCGUGAUGGAUGACUCAUGUGUCCUAUGGAACAUUCACAGUGUUCAGGAGCAGACAAGCCAGCCCAUAGAGGUAGGAGUUUCCAGUAAGAAUGUGUCCUUGAAAAGCGUCUUGCAGCAUAUUGAAGCCACACCAAAAAUUGUUCACUACGCCAUCUUGGGUAUACAGAAAUGGAACAGCAAGCUGACUUCUCAGAGCCUAAAAACCCCGUUCUCUAGGUGCCACGUGCAUGAUUUCGUUUUCCUCAACAUAGACUUGACUCAAAAUGUGCAGUAUGACUUCAACAGGUAUUUCUGUGAAGAUGUUGACUUUAACCUGAGAACAAACAGUAGUGGCCUGCUCAUCUGCCGCUUUAAUAACUUCAGUCUCAUGAAGAAACAUGUUCAGGUUGGCGGGCAGAGGGACUUUAUCAUUAAACCAAAGAUCAUGCCAUCCAUAACUUCAAGAGUCCCGUGCUGGCCAUUGACUGCUACCUUAACAUUGGACCAGAGGUGGCCAUAUGCUACAUCAGCUCCAGACCCCACUCCAGCAAUGUCAACUGUGAAGGGGUGUUUUUCAGCGGACUUCUCUUGUACCUCUGUGACUCUUUUGUAGGUGCUGAUCUACUUAAGAAAUUUAAAUUUUUAAAAGGUGCUACCUUGUGUGUCAUUUGUCAAGACAGAAGCUCCUUACGCCAAACAAUUGUCCGCUUGGAGCUAGAAGAUGAGUGGCAGU